Molecule: messenger RNA, 1566 nt
Organism: Desarmillaria tabescens
Lineage: Eukaryota; Fungi; Basidiomycota; Agaricomycetes; Agaricales; Physalacriaceae
Product: putative efflux transporter
Exons: 12
Coding region: 1-1566 (521 amino acids)
Biological process (GO): transmembrane transport
Cellular component (GO): membrane
Molecular function (GO): transmembrane transporter activity
Source: RefSeq, a predicted model, not a curated record
AUGUCUGUCCUACGGUCUGUGUUGAUUGUAGCUUCUUGUACCCUCGCCAUGAUGGUCAACAAUGCCAAUCAAACUUCCGUCUCCAUUGCUCUUCCGACUAUGGCAGUUGAUUUAGAUGUCCCGGAGUCAGAAUUAACAUGGGUAGUGUCUGCGUACCCACUGAGCGCGGGUUGUCUGCUUCUAAUGUUCGGUCGAAUAGCAGAUCUCUACGGGCGAAAAAAAGUUUAUUGCUUCGGAGCUCUGUGGUUAGCAGUAUUCACCUUGGGAGUUUCAUUUGCCAACAAUGCAAUGACUCUGGAUAUUCUCAGGGGCCUUCAGGGCGUUGGAGCAGCUGCAACAAUACCAGCUUCUGCACGUCUCGGAAUUCUGGCACACGCUUUCCCUCCUUCUCGCGCGCGUACGAUUGCAUUUGCUACAUUCGCUGCUGGUGCGCCCAUCGGCGGAGCCAUCGGCACAGCUAUCGGUGGUGUAAUGGUCCAAUUGACUAAACAAACCUGGCGAUCCCUAUUCUAUCUCAAUACUGGCCUUACAGUUGCUUCCUUGGCUCUGGGCCUCUUUACUAUCGACCGCGAUCUGCCUUCAACGGAGGAUGAUCAACGUAUCGACGUAGUGGGCACAUUCCUGGCAACUGCAGGGCUUGUUCUUAUCGUCUUUAUUCUAACCCAAGGAGAGCUUGCACCACAGCAGUGGAAGACACCAUAUAUAACAGCGUUACUCAUUACGGGUGUUAUUUUCAUAGUAUUGUUUCUUUUCUGGCAGCAUUAUCUGGAACGCCAACAAGAUUCUGCCAACUCCCCAUCGAAAUGGACCCCUCCACCACUGAUGCGACUAUCUCUUUGGACUAGGGCAAACGGACGAGUUGCUGUGGUGAUGGUUAUCGCAUUUCUCAAUUGGUGCUGCUUCCAGGGAUGGUGUUAUUGGACCCAACUUUAUUAUCAGAACUAUGAGGGGCGUACCCCGAUCCUCACCGUUGUGCGUAUGGUGCCGCAGAAUGUCUCUGGUUUGAUUUGUAACGUCAUAGUCGCGUUUGUGGCAGGCCGCGUGCCUUUCAUAUACUUCAUGGUAUCGGGGACGGCACUCACAAGCGCGGCUAGUCUUCUCUUCGCACUGAUAAACCCAACCACAACGUACUGGGCUUUCGAUUUUCCUGCGGCUGUACUCUCCGUCGUCGGAGCCGACUUUGUGUUCGCAGCUGGUACACUUUUCAUUGCAAAGGUAUCCCUGCCACACGAACAGAGUGUUGCAGGUGCAGUGUUUCAAACUAUGACUCAGCUCGGUACUUCCUUUGGCGUGACAAUAUCCACUGUCGUAUAUGAUAGAGUUCUACGAGCACGGGCGGAAGACUUUGGGACUGACUCGUCAAAUGCACCCAAACCGGCACAACUGGAUGCCUAUCAGGCCGCGGCAUGGACAGAUUUUGCAUUUGGGAUCUUUGCGGCAUUGUUAGCAUUGGUAUUCUUCCAAGGUGCGGGGGUGUUAAAAGAAAGAGAGGGUGAUGCCGAUACUUUAGCGGUCCCUGAGGAUGACGUUCAGACCGAGAAAGCGGCCAAAGAACUGUCGACAUGA